Messenger RNA from Siniperca chuatsi (mandarin fish), 1759 nucleotides. It is a transcript of the gene psmf1, whose product is annotated as proteasome inhibitor subunit 1. Gene Ontology annotation, biological process: proteasome-mediated ubiquitin-dependent protein catabolic process. The record is from RefSeq and is a predicted model, not a curated record. Gene Ontology annotation, molecular function: endopeptidase inhibitor activity; proteasome binding. The transcript is spliced from 7 exons. NCBI's taxonomy places the organism in Eukaryota, Metazoa, Chordata, Actinopteri, Centrarchiformes, Sinipercidae. Bases 108 to 938 code for a protein of 276 amino acids.
UGUUGUUGCUGGGAACGUGACGCAGUUACGCUGCCGUCAAGACUUUUGUUUUCAUUUCUUCACGUGAAACUGAACUGAUGUUGUUAUAGUGAUUAGAUCAAAGUAACAUGGCAGGCUUAGAGGUGUUAUAUGCCUGCGUCAGUGGCAGUAUUAGCUGUCCUCAGGACGCCGUUGUGUGUUUCGUUCACUGGGAAAUGAUAAAGAGUGGAUACAGGUGUAUCGGAUCUGGAGAUGAGCCCCGCAGCAGUGAUAAGAAGUCAGAGCUGCUGCCUGCUGACUGGAGCAACAACAAGGAAUUGUACAGUCUAAGAUAUAAAGCCAUCGACAGCGAAACCCAGUUGCUGCUCAAAGCCAUCGCUGUCGACUCCACCUUGAUCUUCAAUCUGAUGAACUCCAGCACACAGCAGGUGUCAGACUUGACGGUGAACAUCAGCGACCACGUGGAUGCUGACCAGCUGUGCACAUUUGACAGUGUGUUCAAGGAUACAGACAGUUUGUCAGAGAAGGUGAAGACUCAGCUGCUGCCCUCCCAGGACAUACCGAUAGGACAGAGGGCAGAGAAGAAGACUCGGAGGGAGGAGGAGGAGGAGCAGAGACGAAGAGGAGAGGACAGCGACCCCCUCCGCAUCCCCGACAGACAUCCUCGCCAGGGAACGCAGCCACACUGGCCCGGUCCCAUGCUUCCUCCGUUUGCAGCUGGAGGAGCAGAUCUGGAUCCCUUUGGGUCUCGCGGUGGGGGCGGGAUGAUUGUCGACCCGUUGAGGUCGGGGUAUCCUCGCUCUGGUUUUGACCCAUCUGGCGGCAUACCAGACAUUCUGCCUCCCGGAGCUGUUCCCCCGGGGGCUCGCUUCGACCCGUUUGGACCAGUCGGACGACGCAGACCAGGGCCGGACCCAGACCACAUGCCCCCGCCUGGCUAUGAUGACAUGUUCAUGUAGUACCCAGCAGUGUUUCCUGGUUUUCUACUUCCUGUUUGCUACAUCUUGUCCUCUAGCCAAUAGGAGCCAGGGGGAAAGUUCUCAUCUUCACCUCCUCGAGGGUUUGGUUUGAUCUGGUUUAGUGGCCCAAAAAUAAAAUGUUUUGCCUUUUUAUUUUCUCCUGUUUUUGAGAAAGAGGGUUUGUUUUCUAAUUGUUCAUUUCAUAUAACUAACGUAUAACUCGUACAUAUAUAUAACUUACGUAGAAGUGCCCUACUCUUGAUGUAAACUUGGUGUUAAAUAUACAUCAGCAAAUUAAUGGAAGCCACGCUGAGUUCGGUCAUUCAGAUUGACGUAAAAGAUGGUUUUAAUGUCAAACAGACAUUAUGACAAGAUGCGCUAUUUUGGACUACAAGUUAAAAAAACAAACAGAUGGAGACACUCGCACACUGGAAUAUACUGACUGAUGUACUUAUUCAUCAUAAACUCAUCUAAAAAUCGGGACAUUUGUAAGCUUUAUUAUUAUUUUGAAACAGACAUAUUCUGAAGCAGUGAGUAAACAUUUGAACCGCCUGCAGGGAGCAUUCGCAGGUCGGGAGGUUGUAAUGUAACGGAAAGGUCACGGCGUCCAUCAAUACAGCAGCUGAUGUCUGCAUUUGUCAUAUUAGAUUCUGCCUCUUAUAGUUCUAAUUUAUUCAUAAAAACGGAUAAGUCCUUAAAUUUCUUGUAUUCCUGUUGUGGAUACAAGCUUGAAAUAUGGUUAUUUACAGUUGUUUUUGUUUGGACUGUUGACUAAACAACUUUGUUGAUGAAAAAUAAAUAAAUAACAAUCUCAGACUUUA